AUGGCGCGCUUUUUCAAGCUCAGUACCUUCGCUGAGGCGAUGUGCAUGUGCAUGCAAGCUGACACCUCACACUUUUGCACUGCAUGUCAGGUCGAAGACGAGAUUCUGGUCUUAAGCAACUUGUUUGUCUGGAGCGGCCGCACCGCGUGGGCUGAUCUUCAUGACGAGGACGGGGGGGGUCAGGAAUUUGGCCCCGAACUUGCAGCAAGUCCCACGGCAGCGGCUUCUUGUGCAGAGGACUCGGAUGAUUUCCAAAGUGUUGCUUCCUACUUCUCGGUGGAAGACUCAGAGGAGAUCGCGUCGGAUGAUUUCCAAAGUGUUGCUUCCUACUUCUCGUUGGAAGACUCCAAGGACAUCGCACGGUUUGAUUUCCUUCAGCUUCGCGAUCUACAGUGCGGGCAGCCACACCCUGCAUUCGCAGGACACCGCUUCUGCCGCUUGCACCACAGCGCAAUCAACCAAUCCUUUCGCCGCUCGUCCUUUCUUCCCCCGAAAGCAAAAGUGCUUGAGCCGGAUGUCCGAAUUCACGCUCCCGUUCCUUCGGGUUGGCGCGCAUUCAAUGUGCAGGGCGAUGGACGGUGCGGAUACAGAGCUCUUGCGAAAUUCUUAGGAAUUUCUUGGACGGAUGUCAUGCAGCGACUCCUUCCGUUGAUGCUGGCCGCGCAGCACACCUUCCAGCCUCAUGAGCUCAUGGCUUUUGUGAUGGCCAUGGACCCUGCCAACCCCUGCUCCCGCGCAGCUUGGCUGUCGCACCGCCACAUUUUGUUGCUCAGCCAGCUGCGCGAUUGGUUUCCGGACGGCAUCGCAGUUCGCAAACUUCACGCCGGCCUUGACUUCAUCCAUUUUCAGCCUGAUGGCGAUGUGCAACUGGCGUCUCACAUUUCUUCCGCAUCUGUUUGCGUUCUGGGACUGCUUAGCAUCCGUGCCCCCCAUUUCGUUCUGCUUCACUCUACUCCUUUUGAAAAGUCGCGGGCGGGGUUGCUUGGGCGAUCUUCUGCCUUGCCUGCGGCCCGUGCCAUGCAGCCAUCGAGUUUGGAUUUCGCCGGCGGCUCUUUUGCUUGCAUGGUGCCGACCAACUUUGAGGAUAGACCUUUGCGUUUUGCUUCCGCAGAACGGUCCUGGAGUCUUGCUCUUCCAGAGCAGCAACUUGUCACUUUCACGCUGCGCUCUCUCCUGUCCGGCGCUCACCUCUGCACUGUGACGCUGCCAGUUUCGGACCUCUGGAACAGAUCGCUCCACAUGGUUCUCAUCAAAGUCAUUGCUAAUGUUUUGCAGGCGUCGCCCUUCCACCUGCGGUUGUUUGCGUCCUCCGACGUGGUCUGUCCAACCCCGACUGGCCCGCAGCUUGCGCCGCUUGUGUCCGUCAAGCUUCUGCGGAUCCCAACGCGCAAAGACUUAGCUGACGAGCUCCUCCGAGCCAUUGACUUGAAUGACGUUGCUUGCGCUCAGGAGCUGUUGUUUGAUGGGCAGUGCCCCAAUCACCCUGCAGAAGGCACCCUGCACCCUCUGUAUGCAGCCCUGAACAAGAAGAAUGUAGAUAUGGUCCGCGCUCUCCUCCUGGCGCGCGCUGAUGUCGCUUGCCGGUAUGAUUUCGGCGGCACCCCGUUGCAUUUGGCUUGCAGGCAAAGCAUGCCAGCAGCUGUUGAUCUUUUAAUCAACGCCAAUGCCCCGGUGGAUGCAACUGACGUGGAACAAGAUUCGGCCCUCCAUGUCGCUGCAGUUUAUGGGGAUGCUGCCUGUGUUCGGCUGCUGCUUGCCGCAUCAGCGCCAGGCGCGAGCCGCAACCUCCGCCUGGAGACCCCUCUCACCGUUGCUGUGGACACAGGUGCGCCGGUUGCUGUCGUUGCUACAUUGAUGCAAGCUGCUUGGCCCGACAGCUGGCAGGUUCUUUUCCAAAUGGAUUUAUUCCAUAUUUGCCGGGCGUUGGGCUUAUGUCGUUUUCCAUUGUUUGCAACUUGCGGCGCGUUGUCUUCCCAACGAGACUGUUAUCCUUUGUUGUCCGGGGGUGUAAUCUUGCGCGAAAGCGCAGAAAGCAGCAACAUAUUGGAGGCGCUGGAGCCUGAGAUCCUCGUCCAAAUUCUGCACUACGCUCUCUCUCCGCAAACUUUCUGCUACACAACGCGCGUCUCCAAUGAAUUUUGCGAGCUAGUCCAAUCACCGCAUACUUGGCCCGGAAACUUGCGCCUCGCACCAUGCACAUGCCAGCGCCUCUGUGCGAACCUCUGUCUUCGAGCGGUUGUCCAGGCAGUGCCCCAUUCAUGUCCUUACUCCCCUGUUGCCCAUUUGACUUUCGCGCUCGCGCCGCGGCCCCGCAAUCCAUUGUGGUCCUGGCAUCACUACCAUGCUGAGCCUCAUGGCGCCAAUUUCUGGUUCACGAGUUCUGCUUCUCCUUCACCGCCGGUGUUCGCUUUGAAUUUAUCUUUUGCACGCUGUGCUGGUUUGGCGGAGUGCCCGGACUUGGAAUUGCUUCUAGGGGUUUUUGCUUCCGGCUUUUCUUCUUUGCAGGGUUUGCUUCACUUGAGCACCUUCCCCCCCGACGCCCGCAAUGUGGCUGCUGCGAAGCUCAACAUCAAUUCCGGCCAGUGCUGCUCCUUGGCCUCUUUCCUCACACAUGACAGUUUCCAAGCCAACUCAUGUGAUCUGUCGUUGGCCGGCAUCGCUCCACAAAAGUUAACUUUUGCAUGUCGCCAGCAAGACCAAAUCUGCUGCCUGUUUGGCAAUGACGGUUCUGUGCUGCUGCAGUGGCGCUGCGUCGGUUUGCCAAAGAACACGCCGUUAAACUGUUUCGUGGCGUUGCAUUCUCCAUCGGCUCCCCUGUCCAAUUUGGCGCCCGCUCCGUCAAACGGCUUCCGGCGGCCGGUGCGGGUGACACAGGCGCGCUUGCAUCAAGGGGUUGGCCUCGCUCGCGUGCUGCCGUGCCUGGACCUAUGCGGGGGCUUCUGGGAUCGACUGCCGCAGACUUGUCAGCACACAGUUUUGGCGUGUUUGUGUGCUCUUAACGAUCUUGUGACGUUCCUACAAACGCACAGAGCCGCUUGUGCCUUUCUGAUCGAUGCGAGUCAGCACAAUGCACUGGUCGCGUCUGUUUCCCCUUGCUGUUGCACGAGGCUGUGUUUGAACAAAUGCAUUGAAGCGCUGCUGUCCCAAGGUUUUCCGAUCCACAAGAAGUUCCUUUUGGGGUGUUUCAACCCGCGCUCCUUCCCUCCUCUUCAUCGAACAUGGCAAACUUUCCACUCUGUUGACUUUCGCCACGUCGUUCGGAUGGCUUCGCGCAUUUCCCCUUCAGUUUCCACGGCCGUCAUCGAGUUGUCGCCCGUGUUGCUCGGGCAGUCGCAGCUCUACUUGACAAUAGGCAUGAGCACGGGACCUCACCCUGCAGCAGUUGCUUGGCCACACCUCUUCAGCCUGCAGGCCCCAUUUUCCCAACGCGGGCUUCAGCUGGAGAUCCGAGAUGGGCGUUGCAACGGCGCGCGCUGGUGCACAGAAGUCGAGCGAAUGCAAAUGCACGCGCUGCGCCCCAUCGAUUUUUCGCGAUGUCAAACUUUCACCUUUGUAUGCUCUCCUGCAAGUGUUGCGCUGUUUGAUUCCCGUGGGGACUUGGUCUCGCUUUGUCCGCAGCCUUGGCCGGCCACAGAGUCGAAUGAGCUGAAAGGCUUCAUAGGCUUAAGGGGCGCCGCACCUUUGCCCCGCCCGGACCGGGACACCACAAUUAUUCAGCCAGUCUUGACUCAAGCUCGUCGCGAAGCCUUGCAGCUGCAGCCUCUGCUGCGUAUCGUCGGGCCACAUGUGUUGCACAUUGGUCCCUUGACAUUGACCGGCGGUGGCAAGGCGAGUGGAUCCAAAGCCGGCAGCCGCCGCCCAACCGACCCGCGUUCCACCAAGGCUCACCGCCAAGACGUGGCCAUGCCCAAACGGGCUUUGAUCAUCAAACGCAAGUGGGCCGAGCUCAUUCUUUCAGGCGAAAAAACGUGGGAGGUUCGCGGGGAGCCGACCACGAAGCGGGGAAGGAUUGCGAUCGCACAAGCUGGUUCCAAACAAUUGGUGGGGGAAGUCACCCUGGCCGAAUGCUUUCUCAUCGGUGAGCAACCUUCACCUGGCGUUUGGGUUUCCACGGGCCCUCCUUCGCAGUACAUUUGGGCACCCGACAACGCAAACAAGCAUUGCAUUACUGACCAAUCGUCGGUGAACUACAAGAAAGCCUAUGCGUGGGUCAUGGAACAUGCGCGCAAGUAUCCUGCGCCGCGGCCGUACACCCACAAACCAGGCUGCAUGAAGUGGGUUAAGCUGGAUGGCGGUAGUGUGGCCCAAUUUUCAGCCGGCGCAACCAGCGCGGCAGGCAACCCUUUGUGGUGCGACGUAGUGGAUUCCGACUCCACUGGAUCUGUUUCUGUCACCUCGGCCGCUGCUUCCGCUCCAGUGGUAUUUUGCGACGAUCAUUUCCAUUUUGAGUCUUCGCCAAGCCGGCUGCUUUCCCCGAAUCGAACGCCCGCUUCGACAUUGCUCGGCGCCAGUUACCCCGGUUCUCCGCGCCUGCGUGCUCCUCACAGUCCAACUGUUACUGUUGGGGAGGUUCCGGCGAUUUCACUGUCAGCGGCCCUCCUUCGUGACGAUGCUUCUGAUUCUAGUUCUGAUGCCUGGGCAGACGCGUUUUUGGCUUUUCUUUCUUCCAACUGCAGAGCUUCCUCGUUCUUUCAGGCGUUGCAAAACGCGUGUGGCUUGCGUUCUGCUUGCUUGGCAAAGACUUGCGCGCAGCUGGCUUUAACUUCGUCUGCGUGGCAUUGCUUCUUCUCCCAUCCAAAACGCUUUUCUUCUGAGCUUCCUUUCUCCUUCAUUCAAGACGUCCACUCCCACCUUUCGUGUGCGCCGCUACUGCUUUGGAUCCUUCCGGCCGGUGAUCUGCUUCUCUUGUCGGAUGGUUUUUGCGAGCCGUAUGAAGGCAGUGUUGUGGAUUUUCCAACGAUUGUUUUCAACUCUACCAAUGCUUGGUUCUUUCCCGUGGUGAUGACAUUGCGCCCCAUUGUUGUCCCAGCGUUGAGCUCUUGUCCCGCAGUCGGAUAUCUGCACCUUCUCGUUUUUGGAUUGGCUCCCACGCUUCUACCUCCGACGGAAAACCUUUUCCAUUGCUUCAAAACUACGCGCUUGGAAUGCGUAGGUCACUUGAAGACGCUGCGUGACACAGUAGCGUUGUCCAUUUGCCCUUGCAUCCUGGAAAUGGGCCAGCAUCUUUGUGGUCGGGGGCUCUCGCAGCUUGCUCUUGUGUUGGCUCCUGCAGAGCCUGUAGACCUUUUGAUCCUGGACAGCAACAGUUGUUUGUUCCACGUCUCCAGCUUCCACACCUUCCAGCGAAUUGAAUGGGGCGCCGCAUUGCUCCGGCUUAAGAACCCAAAUUGUUUCCUGUUCGUUUUCAUCCAUUCGACCAAGCAUUUUUUGCAAGCGCUCUUGCGCGUUCCAGGUUCCACUGGUCACGCCGAGGCUUGGCUAGGCCGGGCGCAGCCCACGGCUCAUGCAGCGUGCGUGGCGACCGUUCCAUUGAACCUGGCAGAACCCACGCUCACCGAGCGGCUCAGCCGUGAAGCGCUGACAGUUUUUACGCCAUGCGAGUUACUCACUUCCUCGCCAGACGCUGCCAGUUGCACAGCGGGUGCGUCGGGCCCUGCGCAAAUGGAAGACGACUCAGUCAAUGCCUGUAUAGCCUCGCCGGGCAAUUUGCUUCGGGGUACACCUGAAGACUUCAACCGAGCUUUUGCAGACGUGUACCGCAAAGAUCCAGAAAGAGCAAAGCUGAUCUCUCGAUACAUCCUUGCCGACCUUGCCCCCUUCCCACAUGAGCAGCUGAAAAAUGCCUUGCCGGACGUCUAUUCAAUGACAGACAACCUUGCCCAAAAAGCGGGCUGCCCCUUUGAAUGGGCUUUCCUCCUUUUUCUACCCGUUCUUGGCACUGCGUGCUCCAAAGCCAGGCUGUUCAUCAACGAAUUUUUCCUCGUGCCGCCGCUGCUUUGGUUGGGCUUAUGCCUCGACAGCGGCGCCAACAAAAGCGGCAUCAUGACAGCCUUGGCAGACAUCGUCUCUGGCUUUGAAAAGGAGUUGCUCCAAAAGGCGCUGGACGAAGCUCGUAAGGAAGCGCAGCUGGCAGAAGAGGAGGAGGAUGCACACGGUGCGGAGCCAGAUGAGCCUUCGUCAAAAAAACGCAAGACCUCCUUGUCGAAAGCAUUGGCGGCCAUCCACAACAACAAGCCCGCCUUGUUUUCCGACGAAGGCUCGUUGCCCGCCAUUGGCAUGCAAAUGGCGCACAACGGGCACCGGGCUAUUGGAUUAUAUGAUGAAGGCCGGUUCCUUCUCCGAGCGCUGGCCAACGGAGAAGGUUCCGGAUUUAAUGCCUCCACUAUGUCCAAGCUCUUUAAUGGCUCCAUUUGGAAAAGGACGGUUGUGAAGGAUAACAACCGCUUCUCCAUGCACCAGACAUGCCUUUGUUUAGCAAUGACUUUCCAUGUCGAGGAAUGGCAUGACUUUCUGGCCAAAGAUGGUGCCUUGGGCAUGCAAAGUCGGUUUCUCAUGUUUCACAGCAGCCCCCGCCUCGAGAAAGCAGACGCAGUCCUCGAACCUGCGGUGUAUUCCACGGGGGCUGCGCGCUCUCGAGGUGCGCCGGUCCUUCCAGCUUCAUUGCUCACCCAGUUUGUUUCUGUCCUCACAAGAAUCGAAAACGUUCACACUGCAAAUGCUCCUGAUUUUGAUGCGUCGCGGGAAUUCAUUCCAUAUUUCUUUGCCCCCGAUGCCUUGGAUUAUUUUCGAGAGCACUACGACGCCCAAGUUCUCACGCAAGAACAAUCAUACUUGCAGGACCCAAAGCUUUUCAGCCAUGCCGGCAAACUGAAAUCACUUCCCUGGCGUUUGGCUCUGUUGUUGCAUUCUUGGGCGCGUGCGUGUUCUGCCGCCGAUCAGUCAGGCACGGCUUGGAGCAGAGAGCUUUCUCGCGAAGUCGUGGAGCCGGCUAAAGCUAUUUUCGAUUAUUUGUCCUUGCAGUCUCAACUGCUCGCGCCGGGAUCCAACCUCGUCAGCACCUUGGACACGCACGACUUGCGCGAGCUUGCUGCGCAGAGGUAUCCGUAUCUUAUCACUUUGAUCGAAACCGACACUCUCCCAACUGCUCGCGCAGAAGCUGCCCCUGCCAAUUCGUUGCCGGAUGCUAGCCCGUCUUUCACUGUUUGGUGGGAAGCCCUUUCCCCGGACAACAAACUCUAUGCUUUCGUUGCUGCGCACUGGGUUCUCACGAGCGCAAGCACAAUCAUGGUUGACCAGGGGACCUUGCUGAAGAAACUUCAUGCAAAAGACACAGGCGUGGCAUUACCAAGAGAUGCUGCCAAGCCAUAUUGCCAAAACGCGUUUUUGCUUCUGAAAUAUUGCCAGUUGGCAGCCUUGACCAGGACCUCCGAAAAGGCGGCUCACAGGCUGCGCAAAAGAAAGCCUCCGCAAUGCCCAACUUCCCAAGUUGCAUUUUCAAAUUUGCUGCAUCUUUUCCAGCACAAGCAGGCGAACAGCUUGGCGGAGUACGCAGAAUCCUGCCUAACGGUGACCGCGUCUAUCUCCAGUCUGUAUGCUGCCGACUUGAAGGUCCUGUUGCCGCCCGAUUUCGAUGUCCCGCGCAUGGAGCAGUGCUUGCAGCUGCUCACGCAAUACGCCACUGACGCCCGCCCUUUCGAGCACAGUGCCAAAAUUCUGAAUGUCAAAUCCCAGCGCGUGGCAGCCAAGCAGGUAGCGCCUAACAAUCCUCCUCCUCUGCCUCCAGGAACCGAGAUGUUAGCCGGGGCCACCCACAGCGACGCGUGCUCUUCGUUGAUGUACCCAGGGUCCCUCAGUUUGUUGCCUGCUUUCGUUCUCGCGUUCCACCACGCGGAUCCUGCAUGUCGAGCGUCUGUGGCGCACGCAUUGCUGCAACAACAAUGUUUCCAUCUUCACCUGUCUGAAAGGGACUGCGACUUUAUUCUUGGCAAGCUUCUCCGACGUGCCCCGCAUUGGCUUGGAGCUGAGUGCCACUUGCCAAAGCACAUUCCCACGAGAUGCGUUCAACCAGACGUGAAACAUUGUCUGACGUGCCACGCACAUCUCAAAUGUGCCGCCGCUCGCGCAGUGCCUUGUGCGCUUGGCUUGCAUUGCGUGGAACAGGUCCUGCUCCUCAGCUACUCUUGCUGCUCCUGCAGUCGCUCUUAUUUUGGACCGUGGGUUGAGGGCAAAGAUGCAACUGGUGCGCGGGCUAGGAUGCUAGUGCAAGACAACCCACGCUACUUCUGCAUCACGCAAAACAUCGUCUUUGCGACAGCUUUCUUGGACCAAGUCACCGACAUUCUGCUUCAUUGCGGCGGUUCUUUCCGAGGCAUUGUGAAUGUGCUGCGGCCCAAGCUCCACAUGAAAAUUCGAACGCUGGAGAAGCAUCUCCGCGAUUCGUGGCUGCAAUACUCCGUGUGCAAGUUUUUGACAAACAAUCGCACUUCCAUCAAUUGCUUUGUCGGCAAGAAUGACAUGGAACCCUGGUGCCGUGGACUCGAAGACCAGGUGCUUCACCAAUUUCAGCGUCGCUGGCUCCUGCAACACCAGUGUUCCAAGUGCGAACGAGGCAUUCUAGGCGUGGACGGCAAUGCCAAAGUUCGUACCAAACUGUGCGCCAACACGGAUGCGGGCGUAUGGGAUUGCAGGCCUCUGAACGCCCAUUGCCUGACUGGAUGCCAGAGUGCUCCCAUUCCUGGUCGAAAAUAUUGCGCCGUGCACCUCCGAGAUGCUGACCCGAUUUUUGGUUGCGAUCUCAUUUUGCAAAUGAUCCUUUCCUUCCUCGCAACGACAGCAACCCUGCUUUCUCGCACCGAAGCUGGUCGCCACAAGUCGCCAGAUAUUGUCGCGCUUUUCCCGCUUUGUCGACGAACGCGGAAAGCGUUGAGUUUUGCUGUGAGCCACGCUAAGCUUCAAUAUCCAGUUUCGCUUCUUUCUGUCAAACGUAUUCCGCGUUCGCGGCGGUAUGCUUUCCAAACCAAGACAGGCCAAGCCUUUUCGCUAUCAAGCGCCUUGGUUCCCACGCACUACCAACAGCAAUAUGGUCAAUCCUUGUUGGAGCCCGUUUCACGAGAGUGCCAAUCAAAGCCACGCGUCGGACAUCAAGUCCAGUUCUCUGCGUCCGAGAAAAAUGACGCGUGUCGCCGGCAAUGGGAAAAAUCUCGUGCAGCACGGCGCAGUGGGGGCAUUUUAGCCGCUGUCAAGGAAUGCCAAAUCAUCAGCGCCAUCAAGCUCGUGUACACCCACGAAUCCCCAACAGGGGUCUACUUUUUCUUGGCUGAGCUGUUUGAGUUUCUGUCUGCCGGCCGCAAUGUCAAUUUGAAGACUGCCAAGCGGAAGACUCGCCUGCGAACACUUCAGCAAACCAUGCCGCUGGUCUUUUACGAUUGCGCGUGCACGUUGCAGCGCUUCAUGGCUUCCAAGAAACGACGCCGCAUGAGCAAAGUUGCUCGUACCCUCAGCCGGCUUCGCCUUGUCAUCGACAAGUUCCAUUUUCGCAAAGGGCUCAGCGGCUGCAAGCCUGAUGGCACUCGCCCGUUUCCCAAAACGUGGCCUCAGACGCAUGCCUCGAGCUUCCCCAACAUUAAUGACAGCGCAGCUGAACAAUCUUUUGCGUUUGUUCGCAAAAUUGCGGUGGCGGCGCGGCGCAUGACCCCAGUGCGUGGCCUUCUCUUCCUUGCGUCAUUGCUGCACGCUCGCAAUGUACAACUCGAACUCAUGGGGAUCAAAAAGGCAGAACUGGCAGCGGCCAAGAAGCGAAAAUUCAUGGCGCGCCGCAACUUCCAGGAUGCAGUGGAAACGCUGCCAUUUCGACGACCAGCUUCGCAGCAGCUCUAA
Cladocopium goreaui is the source of this 9876-nucleotide messenger RNA. The record is from the annotation of a GenBank genome assembly. Lineage: Eukaryota; Dinophyceae; Suessiales; Symbiodiniaceae.